Rhodamnia argentea is the source of this 1926-nucleotide messenger RNA. RefSeq names its product protein WVD2-like 7. The transcript has 7 exons. Lineage: Eukaryota; Viridiplantae; Streptophyta; Magnoliopsida; Myrtales; Myrtaceae. Bases 236 to 1654 code for a protein of 472 amino acids. The record is from RefSeq and is a predicted model, not a curated record.
UGGGGCCCCUUAAUCACAAUUAUGCCCCCCCGCCAACAGAAAAUUCCCAAUAAAGAUGACGUUAUUUCGUUUUGUUGGAGUGGAAGUCGGAUGAUAGUCGGAAGCUAAGGAUAAAAGCUCGCACUUGAAACGCCUUCCUUCUCUGCAAAUCAACUAAAUUCUCGACCUUGAAACGCCUUAAGAAAGGUGCGAUUUUUCUGGGGAUUUCGCUUUGCUGGGCACUGAAGCGAUCAAAAUGGGGGAGUCUGCUUGCCUUCGAAGGUCGUUCUCUCAUCCUUCCAAUGCUUCGGGUGAAGCGGCGCCGGGUGACCCGAUUCGCGCGCUCACGGAGUCUGUCUCGUUUGGAAGAUUUGUGUCCGAGUCGUUGGCUUGGGAAAAAUGGUCGGCCUUCUCUCACAAUCGUUACUUGGAGGAAGUCGAGAAGUUUUCAAAGCCAGGAUCCGUCGCGCAGAAGAAGGCUUAUUUUGAAGCACAUUACAAGAAAAAGGCUGCAACAUCACAGAUUGAGGAAGUGGGAGAACCAAACUUUGGUGUUCCCAGGCAGGAGGAUAUCCACACUCGAGGGGAUGAGUCCCCAGGGGAAUCAGAAUCGGCAGAAGCUGACACUGUUGAUGUCCACGAUGUGAAUCAGAAGAAAGAGAGCAUUGAAGCUAUGGUAGCUUCCUCUGGUGAUAAAAAUGAAUCGAAUCCGAUCAAUGAAAGAAGCAAAUUGGAGAUGGCAGAGGUUGCAAGUCCUGAGGAUGUAAAACGUGAGCUUGCUGAGAAGCACUUGUCUCCAUCUGAAGACCGCAGUCCCUUUGAUAAUCCAGAGUUCACUGCAAAAAGUAUGACUUCCCAAAAUAAAAAUGUGCCAGAUAAGGUACCCGUUGAUCAGCAGAUUUUAUCUACAUGUGAGAAAAAGCAAGCGCUUUCUUGCUCAAAGUCAUCGACACGAAGCAGAACGCCGAGAUUGCCGCCUCCCCAUACAAAGACAAUUACGUCAGUGCAACCAAGAGGUGUAAAUAAUGCUGAUUCAAGCAGUCAGACUCAGACGGUCAGAAGCUUGGUUAAGGAAAAUAGAUUAUCUUCAAAAUCUCUCCACAUGUCGAUCAGCUUUGCUUCACUUGGUGGUAGUAGCACUAAAUUGCGUUCUCCGCAGUUUCUACAAGUCAGGAAAAAUGAAGAGUGCACCGCUCCCCCGAAAAUCGAGAAAGAUAACUCUGUUGCUCGGAAAGCUCAAACUCAAGCAUGUUUAAGGAAGUCAGUGUGCUCUGCAAUUACUCCUGCAUCACAAGACAGGAGCAGCUCGAAAUGCUCAAGUAUAAACGGAAGCAAAGCUCGGCCGACAACUGUGUGCUCGCCUUUUAGCUUCAGGAGUGAAGAAAGAGCUGCAAAAAGAAAGGAGAAGCAGGAAGAGAAGAACACAGUUAUUAAGGCAGAAGUGCAGCCACUGCAAACACAUAAGUGCACUAGACCUCGACCAUCUAAACUCGAAAGUCAGCCAACUCCUGACAAAUGCCUAAACACAAGAUCUCGGCCUUCUCAACGUAUCAAGGUCAAUGCCGAGAGCUCCAAUAAUGUCAACCGUAAACUUAGCCAUAGUACUACCAAUCAUCGGACAUUUUUACCACAGAAGAACGCGCAAGAAAAUGCAUCUCCAAAUAUCCAGGUGUGAGCAGGUGAAACGGGAAUUACUCAAAAACUGCGUUCUUAUGGCGGUCAACACAGGUGAUUAAACCUCCCACAACCACCAGAUGUCUGAAAUUAUGCACAGUGAAACAAUCUUAGUCUUAUGUGAAGGAUCUAUAGCAUGUACUAGUGUAGAUUCUGCUACUUGUCAUGAGGCUAGCUUCAGCUUCAUAGAAAGGUGUUCUUUGUUCGGCUAUUAUGAAUAAAAGAAGUCUACUUCCCAACAGAACUUGGUGGAAAUAAAAGGAAGAGAAAAGA